UGUUUUUGGUUUCGUUUUUCUGCUCAGCAGGCUCAUAAAGGGACGUUUUAAAGAGAAAAGAAGGUUCACCCUCUCCAAAGUAGCAUAGACCUCUCGCCACCACAGUGAUAGCAGCACCGAUGGAGAUCACUCUUAGAUCAUACCAGGAGGAAGUGGUGCAGACGGCUCUAAAGGGGGAGAACAGCAUCAUCUGGCUGCCCACUGGUGGAGGAAAAACCCGUGCUGCUGUUUAUGUUGCCAAGAAACACCUGGAGACUACAGCCAAUGCCAAAGUGGCAGUGCUCGUCAACAAGGUGCACCUGGUAGACCAGCACUUUGACAAAGAAUUCAACCUUUAUCUUGGGAAGCCAUACAAGAUAAAGGCCAUCAGUGGGGACAGCGGUGACAAGGACUUAUUUGGGUGUCUGGUCAAGGACUCAGACCUGGUCAUCUGCACGGCUCAGAUUUUGGAGAACGCCCUGAAUAGCACGGAGGAGGAAAAACACGUGGAUCUCACAGACUUCACCCUGUUGGUCAUAGAUGAAUGUCACCACACGCAAAAGGAAAGUGUCUAUAACAAGAUUAUGGGCCGCUAUGUGGAGAAGAAAGUGAGAAAAGAAGGGAAGCUGCCCCAGGUUUUGGGCCUCACAGCAUCACCUGGUACAGGAGGAAAUAAGUCACUGGAUAAAGCUGUGGAACAUGUCUUGCAGAUCUGUGCCAAUCUGGAUUCAGUAAUUGUGUCCACCAAGGAUUAUACACCAGCGCUCAAGGAAGUUGUCCCUAAACCCAAAAAGCAAUAUGACAUUGUUGAAAAAAGAGCUCUGGAUCCAUUUGGCGACCACUUGAAGUUAAUGAUGUCAAUGAUUCAUGAGUUCAUGCCAUCAACGGUGAGCCGUAGCCUGCGGGAUAUGGGCACACAGGAAUAUGAAGCUGAUGUGGUGGAACUAGAGAAAACAGGUGUAAUAGAAGAGAACAGACUGAUCGCUCAGUGUGCACUGCAUCUGCGGCAAUACAACGAUGCUCUUCUCAUUAACGACACCGUUCGCAUGGUGGACGCGUUCAAUGUUCUGGACGAGUUCUACAAUUCAAGGAAAAACAAAUUGCUGGAUGGAACAGACUUCUUUCUCCAGGGACUUUUUGAUGAGAACCGCGUGGAGCUAAAACAACUGGCAUCGGAUGCCCGCUACGAAAACCCCAAACUGGCCCAGUUGCAACUCACGCUGCUGGAAGAGUUUAGAGAUAAAACGUCUCGCGGUAUAAUCUUCUCGAAGACGCGCAGGGGCACACAUUGUCUGUAUGACUGGGUGAACUCCAACCAUGAGCUGCUGAAGGUCAAAAUCACUGCUGGCAUUCUCACUGGAACGGGUACUGGUGCCGACCACAUGAACCAGAGUGUACAGAAGAAGACCAUCAAAGAUUUUAGACAAGGAUUCCACAACCUCCUCAUCUCUACCAGUGUGGCUGAGGAAGGACUUGAUAUUCCAGAAUGCAACUUAGUUGUACGUUACGGCCUGUUGACCAAUGAGAUCGCUCAGCAGCAGGCCAGUGGGCGGGCUCGAGCUGAGAACAGCGUCUACUCAGUGGUGGCUGAAGAAGGUGGGCGCGAACUGCGCAGGGAAUUUACCAAUGAGUAUCUAGAAAGUCUGACCUCAAAAGCUAUUGACCAAGUACAGAGAAUGAGUCCCAGGGAGUUCAGAGUCAAGAUAUCUAAACUCCAACAAAUGUCUAUUCUGAUUCGGAUUGAAGCUGAGAAGAAAAAGGAUGAGAGGAAGCAGCGCUACAGUCCUGCUCAGGUUCAGCUUCAAUGCAGAGGAUGUUUCCUUCGUGUCUGCAGUGGAGAAGAUAUCAAAAAGAUAGAGAAUUCACACCAUGUCAAUAUCAACCCUGAGUUUAAGAGGCAUUAUAGAACUGGUGGGCAAGUGAUUCUGGAGAGGACUUUUGAAGAUUGGGAGCCUGGACGGGUUAUCAGCUGCAGUAAAUGUGGACAGGAAUGGGGAUUGGAGAUUAAAUUCAAGAUGGUGGCGAUACUCCCCUGUUUGAAAAUAAAGAACUUUUUCUUGAAUACUCCUCAAGGCAAAGUCUCUUGCAAGUACUGGAAGAAUGUUGAGUUCCAGGUGACAGAGUUUGACUUCAUUGACUACAUGAGCAGCUGUUUCCCUGACCUGGACUUUGAUGACUGACACAACUAAACUCAGUCAGAACCCUGUAACCCUCACUGUGCCAGGUUUUCUGUCUGCAGUGAGUAUUUCUAUACCAGUGGCUUGUAUCUUGUAGACUGUUGAUUACUGUUCAUUAGCAUAAUUUAAAAAUGAAAUUAUCCAUCCUGAUUACAUCUUGGUUAUUCAUGGAUGUUGGGGGUCAUAGCAGCUUUUGUGGU
Rhinichthys klamathensis goyatoka is the source of this 2356-nucleotide messenger RNA. RefSeq names its product DEXH (Asp-Glu-X-His) box polypeptide 58 (gene dhx58). The record is from RefSeq and is a predicted model, not a curated record. NCBI's taxonomy places the organism in Eukaryota, Metazoa, Chordata, Actinopteri, Cypriniformes, Leuciscidae. Gene Ontology annotation, biological process: innate immune response; response to virus; positive regulation of interferon-beta production. Gene Ontology annotation, cellular component: cytoplasm. Bases 120 to 2159 code for a protein of 679 amino acids. Gene Ontology annotation, molecular function: single-stranded RNA binding; DNA binding; zinc ion binding. The transcript is spliced from 12 exons.